Molecule: messenger RNA, 1655 nt
Organism: Leguminivora glycinivorella
Lineage: Eukaryota; Metazoa; Arthropoda; Insecta; Lepidoptera; Tortricidae
Product: vitamin K-dependent protein C-like
Exons: 5
Coding region: 1-855 (284 amino acids)
Biological process (GO): proteolysis
Molecular function (GO): serine-type endopeptidase activity
Source: RefSeq, a predicted model, not a curated record
AUGGCAGUGGACAUCCUCGACGGCGCCAUCCGCAAGUACCCGAAGCGGCUGCAGAAGCGCGAGUGCAACUACACGAGCGGCAGCGAGGAGUCUGGGCAGAGCGCGGGGCCGCAGCCGCAGCCGCAACGCUCCGACGACAUCGCCACCUACCCGUUCGUGGCGUCGGUGCUGCGCAUGGGCGCGCACUACGCCACCGGCGCGCUCGUCGACAAGCGCUGGGUGCUCACCGCCGCCGGCGUCUUCUACAACGUUCGCGAGUCCAUAAAGCUGUACCGCGCGCGGCUGGGGUCGGUGAACUGCAAGCGCGGCGGGAUCGUGAUGCCGCUGCAGCAGAUCGUGGUGCACCCGGCGUACCUGCCCGGCAAGCCCGAGAGCGACCUGGCCAUGCUGCGCCUGGCGCACCCCGUCGCCGCCAGCCCCUCCGUGCACCCCGUCAGCCUCACCGAGCGCAAGGGCAAGGUCGAGAUCACCAAGUUCCUCACCAUGUACUGGCCGAGGCUCAUUGUGGACGGCAAGGCGCUGCCGGCGGACGCGAAGGAGCGGCAGCAGCACACGAGCAUGCGCGUGUCGACGCAGCGCGUGCUGCCGUGGAAGCAGUGCUGGCGCGCGCUCAGCUCGCGUCUGCAGGACCUCACGCAGAACAGCUUCUGUCUGCGCCCGCUCAAGCAGUUCCACACUCUAUGCCUGCCUGACGUGGGGGCGCCCGUGCUGUCGUCGGACGGGCUGUGGGGCAUCAUCUCGGGCUGGAUGGGCGAGCCCUGCAGCUUCCAGGACCCGUGCCCCGUGGUGGUGGCGCGCGUGUCGCCGCCCGCCAUACGCUACUGGCUCGAGUCGCAGUUCGAACUUGAGGACUAGGACUUCACAAUCUGGACAUUUCUCUUAUGCUAUCUACAAGAGCUCAUAUUCCAAUCUGCUCUGGAAAAUGAGGUUUGAAACUCACAGGAGGAGGAUAAUGAAAAAUGAUGUAUCCGGUCACCAACCGAUUCAAUGCAAUUGAGGAGGCUAGUACCUACACAGUAUUGGACUCCAGAGCUCCCUAGGAAAAUGAAAAAAUUGCCACGAUGAAAAACACUAUUCAGACGUUAGGGUCCUUCGUAGUUCGUAGUUUUUAACUACCAGGUCAUGCUUUUUGAAGAUCCAUGUGAUCCUGGGCAUUUGUGCCUGUGGAGAUCUUUGUAAUUUGUACGGUCAUUCUCAAAAAAUGUGCCGCAACGCAAAACAAAUACUACCAAGCAUACGACCAGCCUGUUGGAAGCAAGUCAUCAGAUGUAAAAUGAACGUUUGUCCGAGGGCGUAUCUCUACUCGCUAAACCACUCGUGUAAUGUAACCCAAUGUUUAAACUUAAUCAAAAUACUCAUUUCUUGUUCCUAUUAGGUAUUAGGUACCUAGCUACUAAGGUAGUUUUUACAUAGGUUUCAGCUAAGUUAGUACCUACCUAUGGGUUUUUAUAACGUGUGGCGAUGUCACCACCGAAGUGUCAAGUGCAUGUCAAGUUGUAAGGGCGGAUUCAGAGUAGCGUUCUACGAGCGUGUACGCAUCACACAUCAAACUAAUGUAGCUAGAGAAGGGUACCACUCGUGUGCGUGUGCCUGAAGAACCGUAAACGCGACUGACACCGCUCCUACGACGUUACUAAGAUAAAAUAAAUAGUGAA